Molecule: messenger RNA, 1825 nt
Organism: Stylophora pistillata
Lineage: Eukaryota; Metazoa; Cnidaria; Anthozoa; Scleractinia; Pocilloporidae
Source: RefSeq, a predicted model, not a curated record
CCACAUCGAAGGUAUUGAAGAAUGAAGAAACUUGGACUGUGAAUUGUCCAAACGACAAGCCCUGAUGUAGGUUUUGGCUAGAUAAAGUUGUGGUGGUUUGGAAGCAAGAAGAAUUCAAGAUGCAACGUGUUUCAUACAUCUUAUGGCUCCUGCCAAUCCUAUUGAGCAGUUUUCAGUGGACAGCACUCUCAGAGAAAACUGAAGUAUUGCAAAAAAAGGAAAUUAUCAGAAGAAAUCGUCCAAAUUAUGAAAACGUAAACUUCCUAGCAAAGCGGAGCCCGCAAAUUUAAGGUGUCAUAAACUCCGGGAACAGUGUCAUAAACUCCAGGAACAGUAAUGCGGGUGUACCUGGUCUGAGCGCCCAAAACCAACUGAAUACAGGUCAGCCUGUUGGACAAACUCUGACGCCUUUCCAACAAGCUACAACAGUUUCUGCUGCAGCUUUAACGGUUCCUGCAGUUCCUGUUGCAGCUACAAUGGUUGCUGCUGCUCAACCUGCAGGACAGGUGGCUGGCACUCAAACGCAACCUGGAGGUCAGCCAGUUAACACAAUCCAGCGAACCACGGCACAGGCGUCAACUCUUUCAGGACAGCCUGCUGUUUCCACCCCUCCUGUUGCUAAUUCUCCUCAAGGGAAGCCUAAUACCAGCGCUACCUCUACAAAUGACAUCCAGGAUUCUAACGACGACCUUGAUUUAGACGAUGCUGCCGAUGACGAUACCUAUGACGAGGGCGAGGAUGAACUAAAUAGCGAUGACCUAGAUUCAGAACCUGUGGCUCCUUGUAUGCCGCCCCGGCGCCGGCGUAGACAUCGAUGUCGUCACCCUUAUCAUCGAAGGGGUCGAAGACUACAUAGGCCAGCGCCACCAGAGUGCCACGAUUAUGAAAGACCCCGAAAACAAAAUGAUUGGGUAGACUUUAGAGGGGAUCCAGGGUAUUUUGAUCAGGAAAACCAAGGAGGAAAUACAGGUGGAACUGGGGGACAGGGAGGAAUUGGUGGUCAGGGAGGAAUUGAUGGUCAGGGAGGAAAUAACGGACAGGGAGGAACUAACGGACAGGGAGGAACUAACGGACAAGGUGGAAUUGGAGGACAGGGUGGAAUUGGUGGCCAAGGGGGCACAGGGGGUGGUACGGGAGGAACAGGCGGAAUGGGAGGUGGGGGUGGUGGUGGUGAAGGCGGAGGCAGGGCAGAAGGAACUGACUGCUGUUGUGUCAAAUGGGGAGGGCUCAAACCACAUAUAGAGUGGGUAAAUGUCCCCGUUUGUUACCACCCAAGUUGCAUCUGCCAACCUCACUGUGAGCACUGCUAUGACCUGGACUGUCACCAUUGCUGCUGUGAACCAUGCUGUGGCGACUGCUGCGGCCAUCACUGUCACCACUGUUGCCACCACUGUCCUUGCUGCCACUGCUGUCACCACUGCUGCCACUGCUGCCACUGUAGGCGAGGAGUGGUGACAAACAAACCACCACUAGCUCCUAAAAGGAAAUUAAGGAAACAUGAUAAGUUCAGGAAAACUUCGAAGAAAAAGAGGUGCCGCAAAAGGAAUUAUUUCUGUGUAACACCGCUUGCCUUGCGCAUGCCCUUCUUCCCGAGACUGUGGUAAUUGUAAAAUAAUUAGUGCCAAAGAGUGCUGCAAGGAGAUAUUUCCUUGGAUUAGGUCAACAAACGCAUGGCUAUCUACAAAAAGAAUGUGUGCUGAUGAAAACGAAAGGAGGCUGGAGUAAUGCGGAAAGAUAUUUCAAACUAUAAAGUGUAUAUGAAACUGACAGUAUUUCUAACACAUUCAACGGACGGUUCUAUGUAAAAAAAUAUGUAUUUAGCUCA